Molecule: messenger RNA, 1716 nt
Organism: Homalodisca vitripennis (glassy-winged sharpshooter)
Lineage: Eukaryota; Metazoa; Arthropoda; Insecta; Hemiptera; Cicadellidae
Product: PC-esterase domain-containing protein 1A-like
Exons: 9
Coding region: 193-1416 (407 amino acids)
Source: RefSeq, a predicted model, not a curated record
UUGCGGAGUUAGUUCAAAGUCCAAUUUCAAUUCAAACUGAAACUAAAACUGGUUGACAACAACUGUGAAAUGAAAUGUUUUUAGUUAAUACGUAGUGUUGGAAGGCAAAACGUAGAAGGAAGAAGACAACAUUUAAUUGAAAAUAUUAUAAAGUAAAACAAUUUUAGUCAGCAAGUUUAAUUUUAUAAAAAUAUGGCUGAUGCUUUUUCACAAUUUGAUACCAAAUCCUUGCUGUGGUCUAAACACAUUUUGUUUUUAGGAGACUCUAAUAUCCGUGCUCAAUACAAAGAUAUGGUCUGGCUGCUCAACUCCAACACUCUCAUACAAUAUUCUAAACUUAAAAGCAGACUGGAAGAGAGCUAUCUUGGAGACAAGCUGAUUCAAGGGAGUAAGCUGCACAGAGGCCGAAACUUCCAGGAGGUUAGGAGGUAUAUUGAUGCCAACAACAAAACGACAUUGGACUUCAUGUUUAUCUCUCGCUGCUACAACUCCCACAUUGAGGAGCUUUUCUGUAGCAUCGGGGAUGGCACAAGAUCAGCACCAAACGUUAUUGUUAUUAACUCCUGCUUAUGGGACAUUAAUCGAUGGGGGCCCAAUGGAGUGCCUGAAUACAAGGACAAUAUGGUCAGGUUGAUGCGUUUGAUGAGUCGAAAUCUGCCCAAGGAUUGUCUGGUCAUCUGGACGACUGCUCUACCCAUUGCUCCUCAUGUACAAGGAGGACUCAUUAUAAAACAAAUAGAGUUCAUGGAGCCACUGCUGAGAUUUGAAGUGAUGGAAGCCAAUACUUUUGCACGAGAGUUAGUGGUCAGCCAUGGCUUUGAUGUGCUGGAUAACCACUACCACACCCGCAUGCAGAUGCACAGGAGGGCAAAAGACGGAAUACACUAUUUGCCAAUACCAGUUCGUUUGAUGACCAAUUUGUUGCUGACUCAUAUAGCACUAUCCUGGGGCAUUGAGCUUCCCGGCAACAUCAGGUCUGUACUGUUGGACAAGGCAAUAGCUAUGGACUGUAAGCCCUCCAGACAGACUCCAUUGAAGGUACCGAACUAUAAAAUUUUGUCGCAGUUCAAUAAGCAUUCACCUACCCGUCAGAAUACCAGAGGACUGAAAAUCACAUUUGAAACAAGUGAAGACAAAUGUACAUCAAGGGUAUGUAGCUAUUCUCAAGAAGGUUUGGAGCAGCUAGAUUCUAAAAGGAAAUAUGUUUAUCCUAGCCAAAAGGCAAGAUAUCAGCAGAUAUCUGAAGGAUGUUCAGGCAUUUCUCAGAACUCUCAAAGCACAUCACAACGUGAGCAGCUUUUGAACCGUGAGACUCAAACUCGCCCUGAGCACUCUGUGGGACCAUUCAGACGAAAUAAGAGAAAGAGAAGUAAGAGGAAAAAUCCGUAUUACAGUAAAUACAAUCAUCGAUACUGAAAUCCUUCAUAAUUCUCAAAUUUUGACUUUCUCUCAUACAAUAAGGUUUGAGUUAUGUACCAAAUGUAGUUAUUAUACAGUUUACUGAGGUUACCUAAAAUUGGUGAUUUUAAAUAUUGUUUAAAUUUAUUUGUAUUAAAACAACAUUUUUUAAUGUGUCUUUACAAAGUGUUAAUCUUAUUUUGUGUGAAACAAUGUUCAUAUUUAACUAAAGAAAUUGUUCUUUUUUGUGUGUUGUUGUACUAUACAACGCUUCUUUAUCUUAUUAAAUAAAGAAAACAAUAUUUGUUUUAUAACAGA